Molecule: messenger RNA, 510 nt
Organism: Aspergillus vadensis CBS 113365
Lineage: Eukaryota; Fungi; Ascomycota; Eurotiomycetes; Eurotiales; Aspergillaceae
Exons: 1
Coding region: 181-438 (85 amino acids)
Source: RefSeq, a predicted model, not a curated record
UGGACCAUCUCCAUGCAAUGACCAAGAUACAUCGACUGGAAUUGUAGUCUAAUGCUGUGCCCUGACCUUUGUCUACUGACAAUGGUCAAUGACAGUAUCUACCUGUCUUCUGGACGGCCCCGCAGCCGACUGUACCAAGUUUGCGAUUUCUGCGCUGUCACAUAGGGAUGGGCAAGAGGGAUGACUUUUUGGCUUUUCCUCAUCUUACUUGCACCCGAUACGAUUGAGGUAGAUAGUUUACAGCAGGUAAUCCGAACCUCACUCAGUUCCUCGGUGCUAGUCAUGUCCGCCUCGAGGUUACUAAGACAACCUGAAGUCUUGUCCAGUGUCCUCCUCACUGCAUUUUACCCAUCGAGCUACCACUUGUACCCACUGAACAAAGUUACAUACCAUACCGUAUGGAGUCCUCAUUCCACCCCAAACCCCACUAUGAAAUAAUAUCGAUUGGAAGUGGGAGUGAGGAAAAGUAGAAAGUCGAGCCUGCCAUCCAGCUCCGGCAUGGCUUUUGUG